Molecule: messenger RNA, 822 nt
Organism: Sphenostylis stenocarpa
Lineage: Eukaryota; Viridiplantae; Streptophyta; Magnoliopsida; Fabales; Fabaceae
Source: the annotation of a GenBank genome assembly
AUGGCAGAUUCUGGUUCCUCAGAUAAGUACAAGAAAUCCGUUUCGUCAUCUUUCUUCAGUUCUCCGAGAUUGUUCACCAAUUUCACUCCGAAAGGUUUCCAUGAAACCGAAACCAUGAUGAGUCCUACCUCCAUACUCGACAGCAAGCCUUUCUCCGGUUUCAAGAAUCCUUUUUGGUCCGAAACAAACAGCCCCAGAACCCCAGGGAGUGAACACAAGCGACACUGGGACAGAUUGGAUUCCAAAGGCGUUGGUCUUGGCCUAGUUGACGCUCUUGUAGACGAAGAGAAACACAGUGAAGUGAGUUCGAAACAUGAGAGUCGAAUGGUUGUGUUUGGAUCUCAGCUUAAGAUUCAGAUUCCUCCACUGUCUCCAUCUGAAUCAUCCAAAUUCGUAGCUGAGAAGGGAAAUUCUUCACCUGGGAGUUUGUCUAUGGGAAAAUCUGCAUCCGGGGGUGCUAAUUCUCAGCGAGUUUUUAUGGGGUGUCUCUCUGCUAGCGAAAUGGAACUCUCUGAGGACUACACGCGUGUGAUUUCCCACGGGCCAAACCCGAGAACCACUCACAUAUUCGAUAAUUGCAUCAUUGAGAGUAGCUGCUUCGAACUUGGCUGCUCUGCUAAGGAAAAUGAGUGUUUUCCUCAUCACACCAAUUAUCACUCUCGGAGCUUUUUGAGUGUCUGCUUUCACUGCAAAAGAAACCUUGGAGAGGGUAAAGACAUCUACAUGUACAGGGGUGAGAGAGCAUUUUGCAGCAAUGAAUGCCGGUACCAAGGGAUGCUGUUGGAGGAAGAGAUGAGCAAGUUGGAAGGCAGUGAUUUAUAG